UUGGAAAUGACGAGAAACUGAGCCAAUGGGAUACGUCACUAGUUAAUCUGAUUCUGGACCAGCCUUACCCGGGAGCCUUGAACGUGUGUGGCGGAGUCUGCUCGGAGCAGCAGGAAGUAGGCGGUUGUUGUUUUUUUCUUUCUUCUAUUUUUUUCCUGUUGUUGUUCAAAAAGUGAGCACGCCAAAUACAACUUAAUCAUGGAGUCUACCAGCCCCUUGAGUGACAUGGUUUCUCCAGAGUCAACAGUGACAACACUGCUGUCAAGUUCUGGCCACUUUAGGAGCAGCCUAUUUUCAUCUGAGUUCAACACAACAUUCAGAUACAGAGAUAAGGAAUAUGACUCAGCCUCUGCAGCAUUGGAAGCCUACAUUGCAGACUUUGACAGAAGUCAAAACAUUGAGUCAUCGGAAAGGCUGAUUUUGCCGCAGAGUCCAUUGUCCACCCCAAGAAGACCUCGGAUGAGCACACACAGAAACAAAUCUGUUCUCAGGGAACGUUUAACAGACAGAGAGGUGGCGUAUCUUACCCUCCCCGUCAGUUCCCUCCGUCACCGCGACAACCGCGACAGACUUUCGAUGACAACAGAUGAACUGCUGUCCAUUCCUCGUGAUGGUUCCAUGCCUGUCACCCACACGACUGCCUUCAUCCAAGGUCGCUUGUCUCAGUCUGUGGCCUCUCAGGCCCGUGUGUCAUCCAAUGCAGGGCACAGAACAGGGGAACAUACAGAACAGAACAUAUCCCACCCACAUUUAAGCAGGAAUUGCAGCAGCUGCAGAUGUAAGGGAGAACCCAAAGUUUCCACUUUGAAACCAGAUGUCCCUUUUGUCAGAUGCUUAACGUGUGCACACAGAGGAACAAGGGCAGAGCAGCUACUGCUGUCCUCGCCGUCCCGUUUACAAUGCAGGUACAGCGGAAAUAAGGCAGAUCUGGGCCACACUGGGAUCAGCAGUGUGUCUGACUGGAUCCAAGAUUGUGACCUUACUGAGCCACGACUCCCAUCAGAUGUCGACCUUUGUGACACGCUUGCAUCAAUAACUAGAGCAUCCUCUUGGUUAGCAGAUACAGAGGAUAAUCCUGGCAAGACAGCUAAUCAGCUGAGUCUAAAAGAUCUGAGGCUUCAGUUUGCUGAACAGAUAUCUUGGAUCGCUUCAGAGAGAAAAAGCUCAGACAUCACAGAAUCUCUUGUGAGAGAUAACAGGCUAGAGUCACUAAUCCAGAAAGCGGAUGAAGUGCUGAACUCACUAUCACAGCGUUUUGGAGGUGCAGAAAGUCUUGCAGAUUCAGAAUUGAAUCGUGAGGAAAUGAAGCGCUGCUCGACUCCCCCGCCGCUCCCUAUACACUCAAAAGGCACAGCAGAUGUCAAGACUAGGACUCUGUCAGUGGAAACCAAGAAGGAUUGCAGUCGCGAUAGCACCAUCUCUCAGCAGCCUGGUCCAUUGGAGGCUCUGAAGCAAAUGAUGUUUAGACUGCAGGCUGUGGAGGUGGAGCUUCACCGACAACAGCAUCCACCAGUUGCGCGGACCUGCAGUAAAGGAUCUCAAUCAAGGCCUGAAAGUGAAGCAGAGCAGGCUUUAUCUGGUGCGACAUCACUACAAAGGGCUCUGCAUCACCUCAGUCGCCUUAAGCUGCUGUUGGAGGCACCAAGAGGAAAACAUGAGGAAGAAAAGGAUAUAGAUGAAGGACGCUACUCUUCGUCAUCUGCUGACGUGCCAUCAGCAGGAUUCCAGUUAAAUAUGGAAACAAUGUCAGAUGGAGAUUCUAGUCCGUGUCGGCAUUCGUGAAGCUUUUCUCACUGGUGUUUCUAGUGUUUGUUUAGCACAGUACAGUACUGUUUUGAAGUUAUUGCCAAAAGGAACAGAUGUUAAAAUGCAUUUCAAUUUGUGGUCCAGAUUGAAGUGUAAUACAGAUCAGCAAACUUACAAGUACAUUAUAUCAAAAGUGUAUUAAGGCCUUGUUUGCCAAAGGCUGAUUCUGCAAAUGGAUUAUUAGGAUUUUCCAAUUUAGCUUUUACUAUUGUGUACGCUGAAUUAUUUCAGUGUACUGUAAGAAGGAGUAAGAAAAUAAUUGUUCACUAAAUCCUUUUUUUUCGUCCUUUGGUGUGUUAUGCGGGUUCCAAAUAUGUCAUUUUACAGCACAGUAUUAAUAUGCUAGUUUUUGUAUGCUUCUAGCAGUCUUUGACUUCAUCGCAAUGCAAACGGCUCCAAUUACUGAUGUCAAAAGGGCGUUUAGAUGAAUCAACAGAAUGAUUCAUGAAAUCGAGCUUCAUUAAUAUACGGAGUCACAAGGAACCUGUGGUCUACACUUGGACACCAAAAAGUGUCUUUGCGUGUAUUU
Molecule: messenger RNA, 2335 nt
Organism: Syngnathus acus (greater pipefish)
Lineage: Eukaryota; Metazoa; Chordata; Actinopteri; Syngnathiformes; Syngnathidae
Gene: c12h18orf54
Product: chromosome 12 C18orf54 homolog
Exons: 15
Coding region: 199-1782 (527 amino acids)
Source: RefSeq, a predicted model, not a curated record